GCCAUAAAUGUGCUGCACAAUUACGAUAUGGUGCUCUUUGAACGCGGUCAGCAAUAAAAAGCCAGAGAACUCAAGCCACUUUGACCUAUAUAGCCGGAGGUGUGAUUUUUGACCGGGUCACCCUGCAAACCGCCUGCAUCAGCCGGGGGAGGACCAGCGCGAACUCGCCGCGGCAUGAACAAUCCCGACACAGCCUGCGCUCUUGGCUUCCACUGAUACGUGCACUUGACUUUACACAAGAGCCGACACACCAGCGGCAGCAAACAUGUCUCGUUUUGUACCCCGUCUCUUCGCGGUCGUUUCUCAGCACGCCACAGCCAGAUCCGUGGUGUUACCGAGGAGGAUCCCAGCGUUCAUCCGCCCUGUAUCCACAUCUCAAGGCCUGCAGUCUCUCACCCGUUAUGAUGAGACUACAGACUGGCAAAAGAAACUGACCCCUGAGCAGUAUGUAGUCACCAGAGAGAAAGGGACUGAGGUGCCCUUUAGUGGGAUCUACCUUAACCAUUCGGAAGUGGGGAUGUACCACUGUGUCUGCUGUGAAUCUCCACUUUUCAGUUCAGAGGCCAAGUAUGACUCUGGGACAGGCUGGCCAGCAUUCAAAGAGGCUCAUGGGACAUGGGAGCGGGAUGAAAGCCACACCUCCAUCAUUCGUCGCCCUGACAACAGCCUGGGUAGUGCAGGGACAGAGGUCCUUUGUAAAAAUUGCGAUGCCCACCUGGGUCAUGUGUUUGAUGACGGACCAGAUCCAACAGGUCAACGUUUCUGUAUCAACAGUGUGGCCCUCACAUUUAAAGCCAGAGGAAACAACACACCUGACAAGCCUGAGGAAAACUGAUGAAUUACAUAGCUUGCCUAAACCACUGAAAACACACUUACUGUUUGAUUUUUUGCAGGUCAAAUCAAGGUCCAGGGGUAUGGUUUUGACCUGUACAGGAAUGGAAGCGGGAGGCCUUCUGCGGCACAAAAUGUUUUAAUGUUUGAAUUUAGGUGGGAAUUGACUUUUCCGUUUAUUAAAGAGAGAUACUGGAUUGAGCUCAGCCUCUUUGGAUAAACGCCCUGGAGAGAAGUCUACAGAUCAGCCGAACAUACAUUACAAGAUUCAAACAAACCCAAAUUCAAACUAUAGACCAUCAGCUCCUUCAGUCACUUGAUUAUUUUUCUAUUAUUUUAAAUUUUUUGUUGAUUUUGUCUUAAUUAUGUUUGUCCCUAAGUGUAGUUUGGAUGAGCAACUUGACACUUUAGUGUGGGACAUAGUGGCUAAACCACUGAUGUUACAAAAAAUCAUUAUGAUUGACUUGUCUUCAUGUCUGAAAAAUGUCAAAAUUCACUGUGCCCGAACUAAGAAGACCUCUUUUUCUGUGGAGAUUGCAAAACACAGGAAGUUAUGACAUUGCUGCGGUGUGUGUUUUUCCAUCUGGUGCUACAUUUGUAGAUCAAAUUGACUGAUCAUUUGUCAAUAAAUGCACAUUUUGUUCGUUAUCUGAAUCUAUGGUUACCCUGUAUGGACUGUAGAGUUUAUUAAGAUAUUAA
Molecule: messenger RNA, 1530 nt
Organism: Morone saxatilis (striped sea-bass)
Lineage: Eukaryota; Metazoa; Chordata; Actinopteri; Moronidae
Gene: msrb2
Product: methionine sulfoxide reductase B2
Exons: 5
Coding region: 266-835 (189 amino acids)
Biological process (GO): response to oxidative stress; protein repair
Cellular component (GO): cytoplasm
Molecular function (GO): peptide-methionine (R)-S-oxide reductase activity
Source: RefSeq, a predicted model, not a curated record